AUGGACCAAUCACUUAAAGAGGAACUUCUUACCCGUAUGAAAUAGAGUUAGUAUUUACUAACCAGCUUAUGUCAUUGUAGCAUUGAAAAAACAAAUAAUGGUUAUGUUGGCUUUUUAAUCACUUAGGGACUCUGGUAUAAAUUAAGGGUAUUUCUAUUAAAAAAAGAGGGAGAAAAUAAAUUAUUCUAAAUUGUACAUUCAGAAGGAUUUGGUAAUGAAUAAAAAACUAAGGAUAAGAUGCAUGAACUAUUAUAAUAGUAUAUAUAAUAAUGAAUAAUAUUUUUUAAGAUCAUUUUUAUGAAUCUUAAAUAAUUUAUUAAUCUUAUUUUCAAUAUUAAAUAAUAAAAAAUAAAAUAAUUGUUAACUAUAUAAAAAAUUUAAAUUACACUAAUUAAUUUACGAUAAAAAUUUACCUUAUAAAAAGUGAAAACUAUUUUCUUAAGAAUUUAAAGUUAAACAAAUUUAGCAUCAAGACACUCAUACUGAAAAUAACGAAUUCUAAUAACAAUAAUAAUAAAACAUUAAUAAACUUCUAAUUUAUUCCUAUUACUCAUAUCCUGCUUUCAAAUAAAUUUUUAAAGGACAUUCAGAAGGCUUAAAUUGGUUUUUACUAUUAAGAAAAUAUUAGAUAUUGGUUAGGAAUAAUCCUUAAAUUUCAGAGAAUAGGAGAAUUUAUAAUUAGAACCUUUAGGAUCAAAGUAUAUUUAAUAAUUAUUUUAAGUGA
This is a messenger RNA of Paramecium sonneborni, 724 nucleotides long. Lineage: Eukaryota; Ciliophora; Oligohymenophorea; Peniculida; Parameciidae. The record is from the annotation of a GenBank genome assembly.